This is a messenger RNA of Candida albicans SC5314, 768 nucleotides long. RefSeq lists its product as uncharacterized. Gene Ontology annotation, cellular component: cytoplasm. The record is from RefSeq and is a predicted model, not a curated record. Gene Ontology annotation, biological process: post-chaperonin tubulin folding pathway; tubulin complex assembly. The coding region runs from base 1 to 768 and encodes 255 amino acids. The transcript has 2 exons. NCBI's taxonomy places the organism in Eukaryota, Fungi, Ascomycota, Pichiomycetes, Serinales, Debaryomycetaceae.
AUGAAUAACGUCAACGACCUUUUCACCCAGAUCGUAUCAUGUAACGAUAAACUGGAAUUGCACAAGAUCCAAGUUGAACUUGACGAGAUAAGCAAAAAUUCAACAACACCCGAUCAACCUUCUUAUAUCCAGAAACUAACUACAGACAAGCUUAAAAUAUUGAAUAACCUUUUACAGUCGAAACAAAACCAGCUAAGCAAAAGGAGAUUUGAAUUCAAAGGAGAGCCAGUAGCACCCGUAUUGAAAUCGCUGGUGGCCAAUGACCAAAAUGUCGAUGACACAUCCAAAUCAAUACAAAAAAUCAACAACCAGAUUUUGGAAAUAUCACUGAAUGAACACAUGGUAGUUGAUUGUUUUAGCAAUUCUUACGUACAAACUACAAAUGAAAUUCCAUCAAUCCAUCUUAAAGGUGGCGACAGAUCAAUAUGUAAGUUAACAGUCCAGGGUCCAGUAUUCAUUCAUGAUGUUAGAAAUAGCAUACUAGUAUUGUCAUGCCACCAGGCGAGAUUACACAAUAUUCACAAUUCGUUAGUCAUCAUACAGUCUGUUCAAAAUAACCGAAUAAUUAUUGAAAAUUGCAAUCAAAUAAAGGUCAGCUCUGGAAUUGAAGUUGACGAUUUCAAUUUUCCAACAAAGGAAAUAAAGAAUCCCCAUUUUGAAGUUUUAAUGAGAGACGUAUCAGAUGAGGUGUUGAAUGGAGUGAGAAGAAUUGCACAAACAAGCGAUAUUGCAACAGUAAUUAAUAAGUACAUUGAUGUCUACCACUGA